Penicillium oxalicum is the source of this 1689-nucleotide messenger RNA. RefSeq names its product acyl--CoA ligase. The record is from RefSeq and is a predicted model, not a curated record. Bases 1 to 1689 code for a protein of 562 amino acids. NCBI's taxonomy places the organism in Eukaryota, Fungi, Ascomycota, Eurotiomycetes, Eurotiales, Aspergillaceae. Gene Ontology annotation, biological process: secondary metabolic process. The transcript has 4 exons. Gene Ontology annotation, molecular function: CoA-ligase activity.
AUGCCGUACAAAUCUCGUUGGACAAUCGAUUGUCCCAACACAAAUCUUGCCUCCUUAUUGUUGAUCUCUCCGACGGCACCGCUGUCUCAGACAAAACCAUGCUUUCUCGAGGCCGCCCGUGCCGAUACUCAUUACUUCACUCCUCAUGACUUUCGACUAUGGAGCCAGCGGUUCGCGGCCGGUUUGCGCAAAGCCGGUCUCCAACCGGGCGAUCGCGUCCUAUUAUUUUCGGGAAAUGACCUUUUCUUCCCCGUCGUUUUCAUGGGCAUCAUCAUAGCUGGUGGCAUCUUCACCGGCGCCAACCCCACUUAUGUAGCCCGUGAGCUGGCCUACCAGCUGGAAGAUAGUGGUGCAAUCUUCCUGAUCUGCACUGCUGGAAGUCUAGAUACGGGUAUUGAAGCUGCGCAGAUGGCUGGGAUGGGAAAAGACAAGGUAUUUGUCUUUGACAAUGCCAUUUUUGACGGACACGGAGAAGGGCAGAAGGGAUGUCCAUAUUGGGGGGACUUGGUUGCUUCGCCGCAAGAAGGACACGGAUUUGCGUGGAAAGAACUCAACACGCCUGAAUUGGCGGAAACCACCACGCUUGCGCUCAAUUACUCAUCGGGUACGACGGGCCGUCCAAAGGGCGUCGAGAUCACGCAUAAGAACUAUGUGUCGAACAUGCUGCAGUACACAUAUAUGAGCACUUUAUACCCGGACUAUGAGGCGCGAAGAGCUCGCGCUCGCUGGCUAUGCUUUCUGCCCAUGUACCAUGCCAUGGCUCAGAAUAUCUUCAUCGCAGCAGCCUUGUGGCGUGGAACACCGGUAUACAUCAUGCCCAAAUUUGAUUUCAUCCAGAUGCUGGAGUAUACGCAAAAGUUCCGCAUCACAGACUAUAUUUUGGUGCCUCCGGUGGUGGUCGCCUUGGCGAAGCACCCCGCCGUGAGAAAGUACGACCUGAGCAGCAUUGAGAGCGUGGGCAGCGGCGCCGCACCUUUGGGGAGAGAGGUGUGCGCUGAGGUCGAAAGGCUCUGGCCAGAAGGGAAAAUCAACAUCAAGCAGGGAUGGGGGAUGACCGAGGCGACCUGUUCCAUUCUGGGCUGGGAUCCCCGUGAAAAUAGUACUUCUGCAUCGGUUGGCGAACUCAACGCCAACUGCGAAGCCAAGAUCAUGGCAGAUGAUGGUGUCACUGAGAUCACAGAGCGAAACAAGCGAGGAGAGCUAUGGGUGCGCGGUCAGAAUGUCAUGAAGGGUUACUGGCGCAAUUCCAAGGCAACCAAGGAGACAAAAACUGAAGACGGAUGGCUUCGGACUGGAGACGUCACCUAUGUCGAUGAUGACGGCAAAUUUCAUGUCGUGGAUCGUAUGAAGGAAUUGAUCAAGGUCAAAGGUAAUCAGGUCGCCCCAGCUGAGCUGGAGGCGUUCCUUCUCGAACACCCCGCCGUGGCAGACGUGGCAGUGAUUGGUGUCACAAUAAACAACGACGAGCGCCCUCGAGCGUACAUUGUUCUCAAGCCUGGGCAUUCUGCGACCGCCGAAGACAUCAUCAAGUUCAUGAACGGUCAAGUCUCCGCAACCAAGCGUAUCACCGGCGGGGUGAUUUUUUGUGACGCUAUCCCCAAGAAUCCCUCGGGCAAAAUUAUGCGGAGGACGCUACGCGACCAGGCAGCAGCGGAGCUCAAGCAGAGCAGUGCAACUGCUAAGCUAUAG